Messenger RNA from Myxocyprinus asiaticus (Chinese sucker), 2994 nucleotides. RefSeq names its product membrane-bound transcription factor peptidase, site 2 (gene mbtps2). NCBI's taxonomy places the organism in Eukaryota, Metazoa, Chordata, Actinopteri, Cypriniformes, Catostomidae. Gene Ontology annotation, molecular function: protein binding; metalloendopeptidase activity. The coding region runs from base 120 to 1604 and encodes 494 amino acids. Gene Ontology annotation, biological process: membrane protein intracellular domain proteolysis; regulation of response to endoplasmic reticulum stress. The record is from RefSeq and is a predicted model, not a curated record. The transcript has 11 exons. Gene Ontology annotation, cellular component: cytoplasm; membrane.
GCGGAAGUGGAGGGUUCCACAGGUAGACAGUGUUUCGUACACAGUGACAAUCGGGAAUUAAAGUCGUUCAUUUGACGCGGAUAUCAAACGCUAUUGAGACGCAUGCAGCCCUGUGUGCCAUGAUUCCAAUAGCGGUUGUGGUGUGUGUGAUGGGCGGGUGGUGUACGGUGUAUCUGACGGACACACUGCUACGGUCGUCCAGCUUGGUGAAGAACCGCUAUGAAUCGUGGUUGUCAUCUAAUGGAUUUACUCUGUCUCCCUUCCACAUCAGAUGGCACACCGGCAUCUUCAACCGUCUCUUUGCCAGAUGUGCCCAUCUUAACCCUCGCUUUCUGUACAUUUGGUUCAGUGCUGGUAUGGUGUUUGGAGUUCUUUCGAUGUUUGUGUCUGUGGUUCUGCUGAGCAAAACUUUACUGCAGACUCUGAGUCAGAUGUUGGCAGAGACGCCGGAGGGAUCCCACCAACAAAUCUUGCAAGUGGUGGUGCCUGGUGUGAACCUGCCUGUCAGUCAGCUGGCUUAUUUCUUCAUUGCCAUCUUGGUCAGUGGCGUUAUACAUGAGUUUGGCCAUGGGGUGGCAGCACUGAGAGAGCAGGUGAGGUUGAAUGGUUUUGGCAUGUUCAUGUUUGUGGUUUACCCUGGAGCGUUUGUUGAUCUCUUCACCACACAUUUGAACCUCAUCUCCCCGGUACAGCAGUUAAGAAUAUUCUGUGCAGGUGUGUGGCACAACUUCAUGCUAUGUGUCAUGGCCCUCAGCUUCCUGUUCCUGCUGCCCAUCAUCCUGUUUCCCUUCUACUACACUGGAGCAGGAGCACUGGUCACUGAUGUGGUGGAGGGCUCUCCCUCGAGUGGACCUCGUGGGCUGUUUUUAGGAGAUCUAGUCACCCAGCUGGAAGAUUGCACUGUUAGGGGUGUGCAAGACUGGCACAACUGUGUUCAACAUCUGUCCCAUAAUCCUCAGACAGGCUACUGCGUCCAUACUGCCAAGCUACAACUCAGCUGGAUGGCAGGGAGAGCAUAUAAACGCCUUGAUGGCACUAUGGAGUGCUGUAGUAACAACAGUAUGACAGACCUCUGCUUCUCUUACAGUAAUAACCUAGAGAGCAAACUGUUCGCCUGCCUGCUGGUUAGAAAAACCAUUGAAGCAAGCCGUACAUGCCGUACAAACACAGACUGUCAAACAGACUUCAUCCCGAGCUUGUGUUUAAUCCCUUCUCUGGAGAACCAGACUAGACUGUUUCGGGUCAAACACCCGCCGCAGGCAGAUAUGCUGUUCGUUGGAUACCCUUCACACCUCCAGUAUUCAGUGAGUCUCACCAAUUUUGUUCCUCGUUUGGGUUUUCUUUACCCUGAUCUGCCUGUCAUGCUGGAGACUUUCUGCAAAUAUCUGAUAUCACUGUCGGGGGCUCUGGCAGUGGUAAACUCUGUUCCAUGCUUUGCUCUGGAUGGCCAGUGGAUGCUGACUGCGUUUCUCGAGGCCACACUAAGCUCACUGAUUCCAGAGAGGAAGAACCGAGAGCUGAUUGGCUUCUUUUUUCUCCUCGGGGGCAGUGCCCUUCUAGCAGCCAACGUGGCUCUGGGCCUGUGGAUGGUCACAGCUCGGUAACGGUUCGCUUUCUCCUCCAAUCAGACUGCUUGGGGGGCGUGUUUACUGAAGAACCUGCUUGUACCACCAGAUGAAUAGUCUUGGUGUGUAAUUUGUAGUGGUGGAAAUUGCAAUUGGCAAUUUUUCCCACUCACCAAAGAAAGGGCCAGAGGGAUCGAAACCUGCUGUACCUCAAAAUGAGUUUGUGCAGCAAACUGCUUGAUCGAUUUGUUCUUAGGUCUGAAUUGCAACAAAAAUAAGCUGUGAAAAUUAUUUUGAUGCUGCAUGCUUUUACUGUACACCAAGACCUCAGGACUGCACCAAUUGUGCCCUCUUUGAUAAAUACACACUCAAACAGGCACAUUGAGUGAUUUGAGUCAAAAGUGUGACUGUUUUGUGUAAACCCACAAAUGACAAUGUAUCAACAUAUACAAAUAUAUGGAGGCCUUUUUAGGCAUUUCCUGCCUGUUUUACAUCUCUGUCUUCCUGAAGUUCAUAUUCUCACAAAUAGUAGGUUGUAUUGGUACGUGGUACCUUCUGUUCUGUGUAUGUAGUUCACUUUUUCCGCACACCCAAGCAAUUUCCACUGCACUGUAGAAAUAAAGCCAUUAAAAACUUUAUUAACCCCUGGAGGGAAAUUUGGGCAUUACAGCAGCAAGACUUGGACAGCAGGUGCUAACAGCCUAAAGGCUAUAUCUUAAAAAUGUAACUCACAUCUGUAAAUGGAAUAUAAAUGUGUAAUAUAUAUAUAUAUAUAAUAUUGACUGUACACAUACACCAUAGCAUGAAAAGCCUGUUGCUAAACAUGCUCCAGAGUGGAAUAGUAUUCACAUUGCAGCUGAUGGGAAGUGUUAAUACUGGUUAUGAUCUGUUUUAAUGUGUAUACUUUACUGAAAUAUUCAAAGACAUUGUUGGAAGAUCAGAACUGCAGCCUUUAGCACAAGCUUGGAUUACCCCAACAACAAUUAGCCAGACUAUUGGUCACAACUGCACUAAACUAGGAAUUACUUGUUGAAUAUGGUCAAUUUUAAAGGUAUUUUGAUCUCCUUUUAUUAUUUGGGUCAGGAAGGACAUCAAAGAUAACAUUGUACACACAGUUUAUAAAUGACAUUUACAAAAGCCUUUUAAUGUCAUUGGCUUAUUUGUUUGAGGAGCUAGAGGUUGGUCUUGCUCCGAUGUUUGGUAACUCUCCUUCUGUUUGAUAUUCUGUUCUAUUCUUUUUUCCAUACUCUACCCCCUCAGAUAGGAAAAUGUGUUCCUGAGCUGAAGAAUGGAAGAUGUUAAACAAUGGUUGUGUUUGGAAUGGAAUACUAGCAAACUGUUUAGUGCAUACUGUACAGUGUAUACUGUAAAUACUAAUAAUUACCUCAUAUUAAAAAAAAAUUGUUUACUCAACUUAAGCUGAAUUUUU